AUGUCCAAAAGUGAAAUAGAAGAAGAAAGGAAACGUAUCCUUUAUAUCAACGGAGCUGAAAUAAAUGACACUUAUAAAUACCCCACAAAUUACGUAAGCACCACAAAAUACAACGUUUUUACGUUCCUGCCAAUAAGUUUAUUUGACCAAUUCAAGCGUAUUGCGAACAUUUACUUUCUAGUUACAGCAAUUCUUCAGUCAAUUCCUCAGAUUUCUCCUUUAAAUGCUUUUAGUGCUAUAGCUCCAUUAGUGUUUGUAUUAGCUGUUAGUAUGAUCAGAGAAGGUGUAGAAGAUUAUUUACGCUAUAAAUCAGACCAGGAAACAAAUUCUACUAAAACCCUUGUCUAUAAUAAAGGUUCAUUUGAAGAUGCUACUUUUAAAGAUGUACAGGUUGGAGAUCUAGUCAAGGUGCUAAAAGACGAGUCUUUCCCCUGCGAUUUAGUCAUGCUUUCAAAUUCAAGCGAAAAUGGUAUCGCUUAUAUUGAAACGUCUACUCUAGAUGGCGAAAAAGCCCUUAAACAGCGACAAGCUUUUGGACCCACCUCAGAAAUCGUUAAAGAUACAGGGAUUAUUCGGGUUUUUAGCAUGCUUGAAUGUGACACUCCAAAUCCUCGGAUUUAUCAAUUCAGCGGCGCUAUUGAGUACGAAAAUAAAAGGUAUCCAUUGGAUAAAAGCCAAGUUUUACUUGGAGGCGCUUUUUUGAGGAACACAAGCUGAGCGAUUGGGGUUGCUGUUUACACAGGAAAUGAUACGUAGCAAUUAAUUAAGUACUUAAGAGUCUAACGCUACAAUCCCAUAGGGCCUGAGCAAAAAUGGUUAUGUCAUGAAUAUUUCUGAUCCAAAAGGUUAGAGUAUCCAAAUAAACCGUAUGACGCCUUACCACCGUCUCUCACCGCACGAUGCCGUCACCCUACCCAGGCUCAGCUCUUGAAAAUAUUCCUCCUAAGGGUACCUUCCUCAGCUGUGCUGAGUGGAUAAGCCCUAGGCAUCUUAAACUCACUUAGAUCAGCUCUUCUGCCUUAUGCGACUAGAAAAUCAACCGCUGUUUCUGUGCAGAAGUUCUCUGAUCAAAUGAUGAAGAGAAAAUUAUCAGAGCUAAUUUCUCUCCAUCCGAAUAUCAUUUUAUUUAUUACAGAAAAUGAUACAAAAUUGAGGCAAAAUUUGAUGGGGAGGAGAUUUAAGCAGAGCCAAGUAGAAAGAAAAGUAAAUCGAUACAUUAUUUAUAUCAUUGGGAUUCAAUCACUAAUGUGCCUUGCUACUGCAAUUUUAGAAGGACUAUGAACCAGUAAACACUGGGAAAAGCAUGAAUAUCUCCACGGUUUAGAUUAUUCUGCAAACAUGCAAGGGUUUUUAGGGUAUUUUACGUAUUUUUUAUUAUUAAACACGAUGUUGCCUAUUUCCCUUAUAGUUUCUCUUGAAAUUCUUAAGGUUGUACAAGGCUAUUUUAUGAGCAAAGACAGUGAAAUGUAUAGCAAACUCAGGGAUCGGCCAUGUAAGGUCUCUUCAUUUAGCUUAAAUGAAGAGCUUGGCAUGGUCCAGCAUAUUUUUUCUGAUAAAACUGGGACUUUGACUUGUAAUAGAAUGGAAUUUAAAUUUUGUACAAUUGGGACCAAAAUGUAUGGGGAUAAUAGAAGCCUUAUGAAUUUAGAAUACGUCCAAAAACCUAUACUAUUUAUAUAAAAACAGCUGAAAUUUAAGAUUAAUAGGACCUUUCUAUUAUUUAUUAUAAAAUAAUAUAGCUUUUCUAAUAAAGAAAUUGCAUUUUCCUUUGACACCAAAGUGAUUGAGCACGACACUUUUUUUUCCAAGGUUCCGAUUGCUAUAAAACCUAUAAAAAUUACCCAAAAUUUUGAGCUGCAAAACCAGCAGCAAAUUAAUGAAUUUUUUUUAAGGUGUCUUUCUCUCUGCCAUGAAUGUCUUAUCGAAAAUAAUGACUCUGGAGCGAUUUCCUAUGUCGGACAAAGCCCAGACGAAAUUGCCUUAGUUGACAGUGCUAGCCGAAUUGGCUUUAAAUACACAAAAAUAAAGGACGGAAUCGUCGAUCUACAAGUCGGGACUGAUUUUUCUAUAGAAAAAUACGAAAAAAUCUGCACCCUUGAAUUUGACUCAGACAGAAAAAGAAAUUCCAUUAUUGUAAGGGAUUUAUCUACAAAUAAAAUCUUUUUAUUUAUUAAAGGUGCUGAUGAUAUGAUUAAAACAAAGCUGUCAGGAAGCAGCAGCAAAGAAAUAUUUGAAGCAGUUUCUGCGAAUUUACAGACCUUUGCAGAAAGAGGGUUAAGGACUCUUAUGCUCGGUUUUCGGAUUAUUGAGGAAAAUGAGUUCAGCGCUUGGAAAGCAAAAUAUGACGUAGCCAGUACUUCAAUUGAGGGGAGGAACCAAAAAAUUAGCCAAGUCGCUGAUGAAAUAGAAAAAAAUAUUUUUUUAUUAGGAUGCACAGCUGUAGAGGAUUCUUUACAAGAAGAUGUGCCUAAAACUAUUAAUGAUUUGCUGGGUGCUGGGAUUAGUGUGUGGAUGCUGACUGGGGAUAAACUGGAAACUGCAGAAAAUAUUGGAAAAACCUGCUCGUUAAUUGACGCGAAUACUACAAUAGAAAGAUGUUCGUCUGGGGUUUUAGAUAUUUGUUAUGGAAAAAUGGUAGAAAUUAAAAAAAAAUUUAAAGAGUCAAUAAAAUCAGGAAAACCUGCGGCGCUAAUAAUACAAGGAGAUUCCCUUGAAAUUAUCCUAUUUGACUGCAAAAACCCUGAAAAAGUAUCAAAAUAUCCGGAAUUGUCAGGCACAGCUGACUCUAUACAAAAAGCGACAAAAAUCCAAAAAAUGUUCUUACUCCCCCCCCCCCUCCGUGAGCGAACAAAAAAAUUUUUGUUCGCUCACGGAGGGGGGUAAUUUUUUUUUUUUAAAAAAAAUUUAUAUAUAAAUUUUAUAAAAAAUAUUUUUUUUCGAAAUUUAAAAAAAUCCUAAUUUGCAAAAAUUGGGAAGCAAAUAUUAAUUUAAUUUGCAAAAUUUAUGUUUUUUAAAACGCAAUUUGUUUAAAAUUAAACAGAAUUAGCUCUAGAUUUCAUUAUACUAAUUAUCACUUAUAUAUAUCAAAAUUUUUUUCCAUUAAAAUUUUUUCUAUUAAAAAAAUUUUUGUUCACUCACGGAGGGUGGGUUUUUGGUCAAAAAAUGGCGAUUUUUCUAAUGGUUUUGUUCGCUCACGGAGGGGGGGGGGGGGGGAGUUAAGAAUUUCGUCGAUGUGCAAAACAGUCAUUUGUUGUAGAGUAACUCCUGGGCAGAAACAAGAGGUCGUAAAAUUAAUGAAAGACCAUUGCGGAUAUAUUACUUUAGCUAUAGGAGAUGGAGCCAAUGAUGUAGCUAUGAUCUUAGAAGCACAUGUAGGGAUUGGUUUAUAUGGCGAAGAAGGCAUGCAAUCUGUACAAGCCAGCGACUAUGCUAUAGGUGAAUUUAAAUUUCUAUGAGAAUUAUUGUUAAUCCAUGGCAGGUUUAACUAUCUCCGCCAAAGCGAAAUGAUUAUGUAUUUUUUUUACAAAAAUUUAGUCUUUACAAUCCCUCAGUUUUUUUUUGCAUUUUAUUGUGCUUAUAGUGGCCAAACAGUUUAUGACGACUGAUAUAUAACGUUUUACAAUAUGGUUUUUACAGCUUUACCUUUAAUUGUAAAAGCCUUAUUAGAAAUUGAUAUUAUCAUUCCUAGGCGAAAUGAAGUGCAGUCCAUCGCCAGUAUGAAUAGUACUGAAGAUAACCCAUUAAGGUCGACGCAUCAUAAUAAAAUUAGGGAUUUGGUCCCAAAAUGUUACAAUACAGGACGAUUAAAUGAGAUUUUUACACCUUAUAAUUUUUCUAUAUGAAUUGGCAACGGACUUUUCCAUUCAUUUAUUGUUUAUUUUAUCCCUUUUUAUGCAGCUGAGUAUGGAAUGUUGACUGAAGAUGGCUUAAACCACGAUUUGUGAUCAUUUUCUAUUACUUCUUUUUCCUGUGUGAUUUUAAUUGUAAAUUUGAAGCUGUCGCUACAUACGAGACAUUGGACUGUUUAUAGCGUUUUUUCUAUAUGUAUACUAAGCUUGCUGCUGUAUUUUGGGUUUAUUCUUGUAUAUGAUAGUUUAACGGAGCUGCCAGACUAUUUAUCGAUUUUUCAGAUUAUUGAGUCUCCUUAUUUUUAUUUAAGUAUUUUUACGACGCUUAGCCUGGUUGCGAGUAUUGAUGGUGGGAUUCAUUUUUUCAGAAGAAUUUUCCAUCCGUCGAAGCCUGAAAUCCUAAUGAAUUAUGCGUUAAAAGCUAAAAAUUUAUCGUCAGUUAUUCCUGCAGAAAAUUUAUCAUCUUAUAGGCAGGUUUCUCAGGGUUAG
Molecule: messenger RNA, 4337 nt
Organism: Blepharisma stoltei
Lineage: Eukaryota; Ciliophora; Heterotrichea; Heterotrichida; Blepharismidae
Source: the annotation of a GenBank genome assembly